This is a messenger RNA of Metopolophium dirhodum (rose-grain aphid), 807 nucleotides long. RefSeq names its product dynein light chain Tctex-type 1-like. Gene Ontology annotation, biological process: microtubule-based movement. The record is from RefSeq and is a predicted model, not a curated record. Gene Ontology annotation, cellular component: cytoplasmic dynein complex; cytoplasm. Gene Ontology annotation, molecular function: dynein intermediate chain binding. The transcript is spliced from 3 exons. Lineage: Eukaryota; Metazoa; Arthropoda; Insecta; Hemiptera; Aphididae. Bases 328 to 678 code for a protein of 116 amino acids.
AAUCGUGAACCACAAAUGUGUGCAUGAGCUAUUGAGCUAUGAUUAUAAUAUUAUUAUCUCAGUUGUAAACCGAAAAGCAAUUUCAAAUUUUUUUGUGAAGUAUAAAUUGACAUGAACUUAUGAGCUAUGAAUUAAUGAUUGUGAAUACUCAAUACGGAAUACAUAAAACAAUAUUAUAUAAUAUUAUAUAUUGUAAUCUAUAUUAUUAUCAUUGUUAUUAUUAUAAAGUAAAAAAUAAAAAACAUUUAUUUAUUAUUAUUACAUUCUAAUCAAAAACGAUGGUUGAUGCUAACGAAGUGGUAAAAAAUCAUAUAUUAUUAUUAUAUUAUGUUAAUUGUUGUGUCAAUUAGAAAAUUGUUAAAUACACUUUUUGUGGUGGACGAAGUGAACGACAUUAUUAAGGACUCAAUUGAACACUCAAUCGGCAGUCAAUUAUUCCAACAAAAUAUGGUAAAUAAAUGGACAGAUUCUGUAGUUGAAAACUGUCUAACGAGACUUUCGAAAUUGGCCAAACCUUUUAAAUAUAUAGUGACGUGUGCCAUCAUGCAAAAAAUUGGUGCUGGUCUUCAUUCAGCAAGUUCAUGUUUUUGGGAUAACUCGACAGAUGGUAGUUGUACUGUCAGAUGGGAAAACAAAACUAUAUAUGUAAUUGUAACCGUUUUUGGCCUAGCUAUAUGAAUACUAAAAUAAAUAGACAAUAGUUUUGUACAAACAUAAUUGCAUAUUUACACCAUUAAAUAGAAAAAUACCUUUAUAUUUUAAAAUAAUAUAAUAUGUAUGAAAUGAAAUGAAAAAAAAAUUUUCAUA